UUUUGUGGUUUGUGGUUUUAGCUGGACCUAUAGCUCAGAGCAUGGAAAACGCAACAGUACUAUCAACUAUUGCUCCCACUGCUGGAGCAAAUAAAAGUGAUCUACCUGGCUCUGGCAGCAAUGCAGUGCCAGUUAUCGUGGCUACAGUCGUUAUAAUGGUCUCAGUGGUACUACUCGUUGCUGGAAUCAAACUGUGUGGGAGACGCAGAAAAUCAAACUCCUCAAGAAAUGUCUCAACGGGUAAAAAAUUUUGGAGCUUCUGCCAUAAAUCAGUUGAUGUUGACGAAAGUGCUAUAGUACCCGGACCCACGAGAAAAACUUCGCAUAGAGGAUCGAAAGUGGGUAUCCAAGAAAGUGAAAUACAUGUUAACGAAAACACGGAAGCUUCUGCCGAUGAAGUACCCUCAACUAGCACUGAUGAGAUUAUGCAACACCAAACUGUCGAGGUUGAAAUUCACGAAGAUUCAAUUAGCAAUGAUUCUAUUAGACCAUCCGCCACCUCGCUACCUACAUCGUGUAGAACAUCGACUCCACAAGACCCCCUCCCCAGCCCCACACACAAGCCUUUCAGGAUGAUCUUUGCAACCAAUGAUGCAAUCUAUGACAUAGCAUAAAGAAAUCAAUCGUAACGGCAGUAUCAAAACAGACCAAAAUUAUCUACCCUCAGAGGGACAAUAGCUUUCACUAUGAGCGUAAUUAGAAGAACUGUUAUAUAAUAUGUAGACAAUGUUUAUCCUAGAGAAACAAGUACAAUAAUAUUUAUUAUGUCAUUAUUUUAAUUUCAACAUACGUAUAAGUUGUGGUACCAAUUUUGGAAAAGUGAUAGUCUAAACAAGUUUUCCACUCUCACUAUAAAAAUUUACUUGAAUGUACUCAUUUCAGUUCAGUUCUGUGUACGCAUGCACAGCAGCUUGCAACGAUGCAGCAAGCUAUCAUCCUGAUCCUCUCUGCUUGCCUGGGUUGUCUGAAUGGGCAAUUGGUAGCAAAAUCAAAUACAAAGCUCCAGCCCAUUGACACCAUAGUGCUACUGACCAGACCAACCCCCAGCACUGCAACACCAUACGUGUCUACAACCCCUGAACCACCGUAUGUCCCCCCAAAGCCCUACCCCACCGAGGUCUACCCGUAUGACCCCUACGAGCCAUACGACCCCUAUGACCCCUAUCCCUUCUACUUCUGUGAGCUGAAUGAGGACGAAUACGGCCGACCUUACUAUGGCCCCUACGAUGAGUAUCGUCCACCCUAUCAACCCUCCCCCACCUACGCACCUCCUACGCAAUACCCACCAACAGAGCCACCUACCAAAUAUCCCCCUCUCUAUUACGUGCGUCCUCUAACCACCAAAGCCCUGCCACCACCGGAAACAUACGAAGUGGAUGUUGAGGAACUGGCUAAACGAGAGAAGAGGCAAUCUCUGACACUACCAUCCUGUAUCACUAGCCACGAAUGCAGGGAAUCAAAAGAGAAGUGUUACGGAUAUGGGACUAGAUAUGACAAGUGUGGGCGUCGAUGCUCUUGUAGGAAUGGCUACCUCGAGGAUUGCUGUCGUGUGCGUAAAGAGUGGAGAUCAAUGACACAAGUUGAACGUUGUCGAUAUGUCCGAGUGGUCCGAAUUGCAAGCACUCAACAACCGUGGAAAUCCUGUUAUGAUGAGCUCAUUAGAAACCAUCGAGAUAAUUUCGGCACUGGAAUCCAUGGCAUCAAUUUCUUCCUUCCAUGGCAUCGCUGGUACAUACUGGCUUUGGAGAAUUUGCUUCGACAGAUUAAUUGUCAAAUCACUGUUCCCUAUUGGGACUGGAGUCUGGAGCCGCUGACGUGGCAGAAUUCGAUCGUAUGGUCAGCUCAGUGUGGGUUAGGAGGUGAUGGAAUUGCAGCUAACGGGAACGCUGUAGGGACAGGCCCUUUCAGACAAGGUGUGUGGGAGCUCACACCCUCAGCUAAUAACAACAAUGGUGGAGACUUGAGAAGAAACUUCAAUGGACAAGUACCGGAUUGUGCGUCUAUUGCCGAGACUCAAAGGCUGGGAGUGGGUCAAUUCAACGCUUGGCAUCCAUUCAUUAGCAGUACUCUCCACGAUUCAGUCCACUGUAGGAUAGGGGGUACCAUGUGCUCUGUGGAUGCUGCUAAUGCUCCAGAGUUCUUCCUCCAUCACGGCUUCAUUGAUAAACUGUGGACAGACUGGCAGAACAAGGGACCUGCAUUCAAGCAUCAACCGUUCUACAGUAACAAUAAUUCUCCCAUGCCUGGUACAUAUGGACAGAGCCCACGAAGUGUGUACGAUCUGAACAGACAACCAGGCUGUGUCAGAGUGUGCGUGGAACCAUCAUCACGACCGUGCAGACUCAACACAACCUACACACCCGCUUGCUCGACUGCUAUGAACUGCAAUGAGUACUCUCCCAUUAAACUAGCCGGGAUGAUCCCCAGGCCCUACCCUCGGGUCCCAGAGGAUGCCUACGAAUUAUUCAACACACCGUACGAAAUACGAAGGAUCUCUGGCCGCUACCACCAGCUGUACAAUGACUACGAUGAGCUCUACAAAGUGCUAGAGUCGAAUGGUUAUACCAACCAGGACAGUUCGUACAGGCCUAGGUAUGGGGAGGUGCAGUUUGACCGCUACCUGUAUCAGGCCACACCUAACGAUCCGUAUCUCCCCCCACCCCCUGAUGUAUGCAAGCCCUACUUCCCAACUUACUAA
Messenger RNA from Halichondria panicea, 2698 nucleotides. RefSeq lists its product as uncharacterized. Gene Ontology annotation, molecular function: oxidoreductase activity. NCBI's taxonomy places the organism in Eukaryota, Metazoa, Porifera, Demospongiae, Suberitida, Halichondriidae. Bases 920 to 2698 code for a protein of 592 amino acids. The record is from RefSeq and is a predicted model, not a curated record. The transcript has 3 exons.